Messenger RNA from Anneissia japonica, 454 nucleotides. RefSeq lists its product as uncharacterized. The transcript has 3 exons. NCBI's taxonomy places the organism in Eukaryota, Metazoa, Echinodermata, Crinoidea, Comatulida, Comatulidae. The record is from RefSeq and is a predicted model, not a curated record. The annotation marks the transcript as partial.
GAUAGGAAAUUAUAGAAAGAGGCAGGCAGGAGCGGUGUAUACUAGGAAGAAAGAGCUGAAAAAAAAGCUCCAAGUGGAUACAAUAUGUUUGUCUCUGAAUACCUGUGCCAAGAACUGGCUAAAGGCACACCAAGACAAAUUGCCAUGUCUAAUGCCUCAAAGGAGUGGAAGAAAAUAAAACAUCAGGGCAAAGAUGAAACGUACGUAAAUAAAGCAAAAGAAAUAAUUCUUCCAAGUCCAGAAACUAUGACGGAAAGUCCAAAACAUUUGGCAAUUACAAGAAUUGUGAAGGACAUAGAGGCAAAGAUUGAAGAAUUAGGAAAGUUAGGCGGUGAGGGCCUUGCUGUUAUAUUUGUUCCAGCCUCAGGGAAGUUAUUAAAGACCGGAACCACAGAAGCCAUUAAAUAUCUAGAGACGUCUGAUAUCGAUGUUAAGUUUUCAAAAUUUAUAAGUG